AUAUAUCGAGCUCAUUAGUUGGGAACUAUAACUCGGCCUCGGGGGCUUGACAACAUUGCUCUGCCGAUCGUUCUGCUGCUCUGCUGCAGGCGAUUUGAAUCAGCCCGGUGAUGAAUCAUCAGAUCACAAUUGAUCGUUAGAAAAGAACAUCCAUCUGCAACGCAACGGCAUUGUCCGAUCAAAGACCCGGAGAGAGUCCCGCGAGAGAGGGCGAGAGAGGGAGAGAGAAAGGCCGAAGGAAAGCCGAGGGGAGGGUUCGGCAGUGACAACGUAUAUCGUCGCGUCGGGUACAGCAGUCGAGGAGGCAUGGGGGGGAUCCGCGGUGCCGGGAGGAGGAGCAUGGAGGGGGCGGUGGAGGAGUUGUUGAUGGAGGCUCGACAGCAGCACAAGGGCAUGCAAAGCGAAGACUCCCGACGCAGAUUGGGGAGAAAUCCGAGCCUGGUGUCCGAAGAAUGCCGUGCUGUCGUCAUUGUAACGGUGGCAGAAAGGGUGGUGAGAGAAAUAUGAAAAGAACGGAGGAGGGAGAGGAGAAGAAGAAGAGGGUCGUUGAGAGCUGACGAAAAGCGCAGGGUUAUCGGUUUCACAUGUUUGCUGCUGCUUUGUGGAUGAGGAGGUAGGCACUCUGGCUCAGGAGGCGGAGGAGGUGGAGGAGGAGGAGGCGCUUGUCCGUUGCCGAAUUGCUGGUGUAAGGCGUUGGCAAUGGGAAAGAGUAGUGGAGAAGGGAGGUACAUCAAGGGAACCACCCUCGGAGAGGGUACCUAUGGUAUCGUCUUCAAAGCAAUUGAUCGCCAGACGGGUCGCACCGUGGCAGUCAAGAAGAUUCGAUUGGGAAAAUAUAAGGAGGGGGUGAAUGUGACAGCUUUGAGAGAAAUCAAGCUACUGAAAGAACUGAGGGACCCCAACAUUAUUGAACUUGUUGAUGUAUAUCCUCACAAGAGGAAUCUUCAUCUUGUGUUUGAGUUCAUGGAGAGUGACCUGGAGGCCGUCAUCAGGGAUAGGAACAUUGUGCUCUCAGCCGGUGACAUAAAGUCGUAUAUGCAAAUGACCCUGAAGGGUUUGGCUCAUUGCCAUAAAAAAUGGGUGCUUCACCGAGAUAUGAAGCCUAAUAAUCUUUUGAUUGGAGUCGAUGGCCAGCUGAAACUUGCUGAUUUCGGCCUAGCGCGGAUAUUCGGAAGCCCCGAUCGCAGGUUUACACAUCAGGUCUUCGCACGGUGGUAUCGAGCACCCGAGUUGCUAUUUGGGAGCAAACAAUAUGGAGCUGGUGUAGACAUUUGGGCUGCGGCAUGCAUAUUUGCUGAGCUUAUGCUUAGACGGCCCUUUCUGCAGGGUUCAAGUGAUAUAGAUCAACUCGGGAAGAUCUUUGCAGCCUUUGGAACCCCAAGAGAAUCGCAGUGGCCAGACAUGACUGCAUUGCCCGAUUACGUAGAGUAUCAGUUUUGUCCCGCUCCGCCCUUAAGAUCUUUGUUCCCGAUGGCAACUGAAGAUUGCUUAGAUCUUCUAUCUAGAAUGUUUGCUUUUGACCCCAACGUGAGGAUCACUGCUGCGCAGGCCCUAGAACACAGGUGUGUAUCUGGCUGACUUUUCUUGUUUUAGCGGAUUUUGCCGAAGUGAUGCGCAUUACUCCUGUGCAGCCUUCUCAAUGUUUGACAAUAUUGAGUAGAUUUUAUGAUAGAUUUUAUGAAUAGUUUCUCUGUCAUUGACCCCAGCCCCUAAGAAGCCUCAGUAGCUAAGUCGACUAUCUCCCAAACCAGGAGUUACCCUAAAGCCUUCAGAACUGAUAUCUCCUGGUGGGCCAUGUCAAUAUGAUGCUAGGUAUUUUGUCACUGAGCCAGCGCCGACGAGGCCCCAAUUGCUAAGGCGACCACCACCCAAACCAGAAGGUCCUCCUAAGCCUUCAGAACUGAUAUCUCCUGGUGGGCCAGUGGUUCUCUCUCCAAUGAGCAAGGCUGUGAGAUUAUCCGCCGUACCCGGGGGCGAUGUACAUUCGUUUGGAAGGGCAGAUAAGGAUAUGGGUAAAGAUCCUGGCAGUGCUGGAACCCUUGGAGGUACUCCAUUCACUGCAUCGAGGAUACCGAUGUCUAUAGAUGCGUCACAAUUAGUGCGGCCCACGUUGAACAGCGUGGACAGAUCACACCUCAAGAGGAAGCUGGACAUGGACUUACUAUCUAACCAAGACUAACCCUGCCUGAACGUGUUUAGAGCACCUCUUAUAAAUAGCAAUUCAUCAAUAAGACCCAACGCAACAAAUUGCAGGGUUUACUGCAUUUUCUAACAAUGUACAAUGUCGAAGUGGGAUUGGCACAUUAUUUAUUGGGGAUAGAACAGUGGUAUGUGUAUGGUAUGGGACCUCUCGAGUCCUUGUACUUCGAACACAUCCAGCAUGACGAUGCGAAGCAAGAGGGGUCACUGUCAUUCUUGAAUGUCUGUGCUCCUAAUUCUUUAAAUGAAGAGAACCCAGUGCCUGAUCAUGUGGUCAGGCAAAGGAUUAUGACUAUGUCUUAGCUAGAAAACAACGUGGGUGAAGAGGUUCGUAAUGGUAUCAUUAACCUGUUGCUCUCCACCCUCUUAAUCACCCACUUGCACAGGAAAGGUCUUGUGGUAAGUGGUUCUGUGUAGGAUAGGUGCUUCUUCCCUUCCCACUUCUUGUGGGCACCCUUCAUGUUCUGCUUCACAACACCUAAAGAAGCAGAAAAUGGUUCUGAGAGGUUUCAUACAUCUUAGUUGUUAUCUGCCACCGACUGCUGUUGUAAAUCUCGCUCUACAUGCAGGGCAUAUGUGAUGGUGGUAGAAUUGUACGAGGUGUGGAAGGGGACAUGAAAAGGUUCAUUGUUCUUGGGCUGUAGGCAUCCACUGCGGGCUUUGACGAUAUCACAGAUGUCAUUUUCUUUAUUGACACUUCGAGGUGAAAAAAAUUUCACACCUCAUUAAGGAAAUUAUUUGCAAACUCUGAUGACUUGAGAGAGGCCCGCAGAAGUGUGGGUUGUGUUCAUUGUCUGGUAGAGAAAAGUCGAUCUGAACUUUUAGCGUAUGAGCUCCUGGGUGGAGUGUAUGGAGCAAACCCAGGAGAUGCGAAAGCAAGGAAUAUACACUGGUUGCAUAGUCAUAUUUGUAUUUCUUAGUCAAUGUCAUUUUCUUUCUUCUUUCUUGUUGUUUGUUUGCAUUUU
Messenger RNA from Marchantia polymorpha subsp. ruderalis, 3164 nucleotides. The record is from the annotation of a GenBank genome assembly. NCBI's taxonomy places the organism in Eukaryota, Viridiplantae, Streptophyta, Marchantiopsida, Marchantiales, Marchantiaceae.